Molecule: messenger RNA, 1956 nt
Organism: Cyclospora cayetanensis
Lineage: Eukaryota; Apicomplexa; Conoidasida; Eucoccidiorida; Eimeriidae
Product: basic salivary proline-rich protein 2-like
Exons: 5
Source: RefSeq, a predicted model, not a curated record
AUGCAAUACCUCUGCGUAUUCUCUCGAACCAGGGCGUUACACUGUUCUUCCAUUCGUAAACCCGAAAAUACUGCUCCUUACUUUUAUCACGCUGGGGACACUGGAAGCUGUGGAACUCCUUUAAUGAACACAUUGGAAGGAGAUAUGGGAAAAGAGGGAUAUGGAAUGAAAAGGAAGAUUAUAGAUAGACAAGAUGACGCUUGCGGUUCUGCAGUAAUCGGAGUGCAGGGAUGCACAUUCACAGGUACUUCAGAAGUGAGUGACGGCUGCCUCGCCGAGCCCUACGCCGCUGCUGCAGCAGAGCCUAUGAGAGUACAACAAGUUUUGGCGAAAUACACCAUAGACGGUCCAGGUUCUUGGGGCCAUAAUGCUUCAUUAUUUCAGCUAUUUGAAAAUGCAUUUCAUGCAUCUCCCAGGUGCUUGCAAACCAGAAUAGCCCCCCCGGGUGUCGCGCCGUCGGCAGCCUCUACGUACACCCGGGGACAGACAUGCGAGCUGUCCACAUGGAAGGGCCCCCCCCAAGGCGGCAAGCACCACAGAUUUAGCGGCCCAGAGCCCGUUCCUAAUGCUCAUGCAGGGCCACUUGGCUCAUCGCCGCCAGGUUUUGUGGAUAAUAAGGCCCCCGUCCCUCAGUGGGGCCCUAGCCAGCGAGGAGGCCCUCCCGUAGUGCCCCGUCGCGCUCCUAUGUUUGGCACGGCCUCAGGAUGGGGGCCACCACCUGCCACUCAGUCUAGCCAGUGCGGACUCCCCACCAUGGGGGGCCAUGCACCGUUCGCCGGUGGUAGUGAAGGGUACGGGAAAGCCAGCUCGGGGGUUCCUCAUCAGCCAAGGACCGUCCCGAGUUCUUGGGAAAGCACCCCUGAUAUCGUUAACAAUCGACAGGCCCAUCUUGAAAGCAUGCCUCAAGGCGGACCAAGGGGAAUGGGGCCCCCUAAGAGCCAUGGGCACCAGGGACCUCCACCAUUCGGCAGUUUGGACGCAUGGGGGCCCUCUCAGGCUGAUCGCCGAUGUGGAGGGCCACCUCCUGCGCACCAGCAUGAAGCGAUUUCGUCAUGGCCAUCUCCCCUAGCGUAUGACAGUGCGCAGUACCACCGGGGUGGCGGCCCCCUAACACGAGGAGUACCCUCCGACGGGUCUCCGCCAUCCAUAGGAGGCCCCUCCCCGUCACAGCGGGGGUCCCCGCAUGGUGUCCAGCUUUUCCAUGAUGGGGGACGUGGGGAGGGUCACUUUCAAGUCAACACUUCGGGAGGCCUGCCUCCACCGCCGAGGGGCCCCGGGGUGUCUGAAGUCACCGGCGCUUCUGGGCCUCCUGGAGUUCCUGGGCCCCCUGGAGGUCAAGGGCCUCAUGGAGCAGCUCCUCGAGCUCCAGGGCGUCCUGGGGCCUUUCGAGGCCCAGGAGUCCUUGGAGGCCCAGGAGGCCGAGGGUCUCUUGGGGCCCCCAGAGGCGUAGGAGUUCCAGGGCCUCCUGGGGCCCCUAGAGGCCCUGGAGGCCCUGGAGUCCCAGGGCCUCCAGGGCCUCCGGGGCCUCCUGGAGGUCGGGGACUUCCUGUGGGUCCGCGGCCAGGGAGCGCCACGGCCCCAGGGGCCCCCCAUCCUCAGACGUUUCAAAGUUUCGUGUCGGAUCCCGAAGAGGGGCGGCCGAACGGUAGCACCAGCUGGCGGGGCACUAUAAUUUCAGGGGUCCUUCCGCAGCCGCCUGCUGCAAGCGCAGAGAGGGGCAGCUUUCUAGGGCCCCAGCAGCCUCCCUUGGGGUCCGCGGAGCUUUCUUUCGGCCGAAGACCGUUGGGGCCUCCCUCGGGGGCCCCCCCUCCCGCAUGGAACGCAAGAACUGCAGCAGAAAGCAACAACAGCAACAACAUAUGCAGCAGCAGCAGCAGCAUGUGCAACAGCAGCAACAACAUAUGCAGCAACCACAUCAGCAACUGCUCCAGGGCCCUACGCCUCUGCAGCAGCAGC